AUGACGUUUACCAACUCUCUCGGGUACGAAAUGGAAGUCAGCGCCAAUCAUGGCGACCUUACGCGUCUCCAAGCCCAACUUUCCCAAUGGGAAUCGCAAAACACAGAUAACAGCAUUCCCCUUGAAGAGCGUCUAGGCUUCAAGUUAUCGCCACCAGAAAUAGAGGAGGUGCAUCGGGCGCUGGACCUUCCAUUCCCCCCCGGUCCGUACCGGGAGCCGGAGAAAAUUGACCCCAUCUACUUCAUGCUCAAUCGGCUGAUGAUCCAGGCUGCGAAGAAGGAUCAGGUAAAUGUUAUUCAGUAUUUACUUGAGGAACGGCGGUGGGCAGUCUCGAGGAUUGCUGUGCGGAGGGCGAUGGCGACGUAUUCAUUUGCUGUGUUGGAGCUUUUUCAGGAGUUUGGAUGGGAUAUCAAUGAGCCGGUGUCAGCGUAUCAGUGUUCAAUAUUAAGGAAGGUUGUCAACAGCGAACCCCGCGUUCGGUGGUGCCUCAUCCACGGCGCAGACCCCAACUCUCAAAACAUUGGAAAAAACAUUGACGUGCUCAGCCAUGCUGGUGAAUAUGCCUUCAUCCCAGUACUAGAGCUCCUAGCUGCACACGGUGGUGACUUCCGCCGUAGCAACGCUUUACAUUGCGCCGCACAUGGUCGCGUAGGCUACAGCACGGAGGAGGAGCGCAUUGAGGUCCUGGCAUGGCUGCUGGAGAAAACCGGGAUUGAUAUAAACCAACGGAAACACGAGUUCUCGAGCAUGGAUUCGUGGAGAAGGGAUACGAUGGAGACAGCGCUACAUUGCGCGGUUAUGUCCAAUGCACUUGGCUGUGUGCGGUUUCUGUUGGAGAAGGGGAUUGACGCUGGAUUGAGAGAUUUUCAGGGUAAGACUGCGAGGGAUCUGGCGGUGGAAAAUGGGUACCAUGAGGCUGUGAAGAUUUUGGAUGGGCAGUAA
Messenger RNA from Aspergillus chevalieri, 942 nucleotides. RefSeq names its product ankyrin repeat domain-containing protein. The transcript has 2 exons. NCBI's taxonomy places the organism in Eukaryota, Fungi, Ascomycota, Eurotiomycetes, Eurotiales, Aspergillaceae. The coding region runs from base 1 to 942 and encodes 313 amino acids. Gene Ontology annotation, molecular function: protein binding. The record is from RefSeq and is a predicted model, not a curated record.